Molecule: messenger RNA, 1014 nt
Organism: Chrysochloris asiatica (Cape golden mole)
Lineage: Eukaryota; Metazoa; Chordata; Mammalia; Afrosoricida; Chrysochloridae
Gene: IL10RB
Product: interleukin 10 receptor, beta
Exons: 7
Coding region: 1-1014 (337 amino acids)
Biological process (GO): blood coagulation
Cellular component (GO): membrane
Molecular function (GO): protein binding; interleukin-10 receptor activity
Source: RefSeq, a predicted model, not a curated record
AUGAAGCGGACUCUCUGGAGCUGGCUGGGCUGCUGCCUCCUGGUGUCAGCAUUAAGAAUAGUACCUCCUCCGGAAAAUGUCAGAAUGAAUUCAGUUAAUUUCAAGAACAUUCUUCAGUGGGAGUCUCCAGCUUUUUCUGAAGGAAAUCUGACUUACACGGCUCAGUUCCAAAGUUAUAACAGCUUCCAAGAUAAAUGCAAGAAUACUGCCUUGAUGGAAUGCGAUUUCUCAAGUAUUUCCAAGUAUGGUGACCACAUUCUGCGAGUCAGGACUGAAUUUGAAGAUGAACAUUCAGAUUGGGUAAACAUUACCUUUUGUCCUGUGGAUGAUACUGUUAUUGGACCUCCUGAAUUGCAAGUAGAAGCACUUGCUGAUUCUAUACAUGUGCGUUUCUUAGCCCCCAGAGUUGUAAAUGAGUUUGGAAUAUGGACCAUGAAGAAUAUGUAUAGUUCAAUGGUUUAUAAUGUGCAAUAUUGGAAAAAUGGCACCGAUAAAAAGUUUCAAAUGAUUGCUCCAUAUGACUUUGAGGUCCUCCGAAAUCUGGAGCCAUGGACAACUUACUGUAUUCAAGCUCAAGGAUUUCUUCACGAUCAGAACAAAAGUGGGGAGUGGAGCCAGCCUGUCUGUGAGCAAACAACCAAAGAUGAAACAGUCUCCUCCUGGAUUAUUGCCAUUGGCCUCAUAGGCUCCGUUUUCUUGGCCUUCCUCAUGCUCCUCAGCUGCUUCGUCUUGAUGUGGUACAUUUACAAGAAGAUAAAGUACAUCUUCGUCCCUGGCAAUUCUCUUCCACAGCACCUGAAAGAGUUUUUGAGCUACCCUCAUCAUGGCCCCCUGCAGUUUUUCUCCAUCCCACCAUCUGAUGAAGAUGAAGUAUUCGACAAAUUAAGUGUUAUUACAGAAGACUUACAAAGCAGCAAACAGAGUUCUGGUAGCAGCUGCAAGCUCAGAACCUUGGCCAAGCAGGACUUCUUCGAGCCAGUCUCUGAGGAAGAAACAGCCCACCAGACACAGUGA